Arabidopsis lyrata subsp. lyrata is the source of this 1541-nucleotide messenger RNA. Its product is annotated as transcription factor Pur-alpha 1. Lineage: Eukaryota; Viridiplantae; Streptophyta; Magnoliopsida; Brassicales; Brassicaceae. The coding region runs from base 258 to 1118 and encodes 286 amino acids. Gene Ontology annotation, cellular component: nucleus. The transcript is spliced from 5 exons. The record is from RefSeq and is a predicted model, not a curated record. Gene Ontology annotation, biological process: regulation of transcription by RNA polymerase II. Gene Ontology annotation, molecular function: purine-rich negative regulatory element binding; RNA polymerase II transcription regulatory region sequence-specific DNA binding; DNA-binding transcription factor activity, RNA polymerase II-specific.
CCCGGAAAAAAUUAUUUGUUGCUUAAUCCGAGUAUCCCCGACCAAUUAGAAAUGUUCGAACCCAACAAUGUAUCCGGUUUAAAACAUCCGGUCCGGUAUUAAACCCUUUAUGUCUCCGAAAUCUCUCACCUCCACCAAUUCCUCAUUUUCCCAAUCGCACUUCCUUUACCACUUCAGAUCAGACGUCAAUUUCUUCAACUCUCCACUGAAGAGAUUUCACCGAAAUUUCUACUCCGAUCGAUCAAUUAAAGAUUGAAAUGGAAGCUAAUUCCGGCGGAGGAGCUGAAGGCGGAAGAGCGGCAACCGGAGGAGGAGGAGGGAGCGAUGUGGAAUUGGUGAGCAAGACGUUGCAAGUGGAGCAUAAGCUUUUCUAUUUUGAUCUUAAGGAGAAUCCUCGUGGAAGGUAUCUAAAGAUAUCGGAGAAGACGUCGGCGACGAGGUCAACCAUCAUUGUUCCUUCCUCCGGCAUCUCUUGGUUCCUUGAUCUCUUCAAUUACUAUGUCAAUUCUGAGGAACACGAGCUUUUUAGCAAAGAAUUGCAGCUUGAUUCCAAGGUGUUUUACUUCGACAUUGGUGAGAACAGAAGAGGACGCUUCUUGAAGGUGUCAGAAGCAUCGGUUAGUAGAAAUCGAAGUACCAUUAUUGUUCCAGCUGGAAGCUCUCCUGAUGAAGGAUGGGCAGCUUUCAGGAAUAUAUUGGCUGAGAUUCAUGAAGCAUCAGGACUUUUUGUGAUGCCAAAUAAGAAACCUUCUGAUGGACAGGAACACUUGGUUGAUGAUGUUGGGGCUGGAUUUAUACCUGGCCAUGGUAGUCAGCAGCCAUCUUCUUCAGAACAUAAUGUGGAUCGAUCAGUUGACUCGCCAGGCCAGGAAGAAACUGUUUCUAAAGUAAUCAGAGCUGACCAGAAACGGUUCUUCUUUGAUCUUGGGAACAAUAACAGGGGCCAUUUCCUGAGGAUAUCUGAGGUAGCAGGUUCUGACAGGUCUUCCAUCAUUCUACCGUUAUCGGGUCUUAAGCAGUUUCACGAAGUAAUUGGUCACUUUGUGGAGAUCACCAAAGAUAAGAUUGAAGGUAUGACGGGUGCAAAUGUCAGGACAGUUGAUCCUCCUCAGAGAUGAGUAUUGAUUCUUUUUAGGGGAUGGGAUUUUCAAUCCUCUAACCAUUUGAAUCUGGCAACUUCAAGUAGAUUGUCUGAUCGCGGUGUGCAAUAGUUUCACGCAAUAUCUGGCCCCUUUCACAUCUUAUAAAAAUAAUCCAGCAGGAUCAUCAUUUAUCUUAAUAGUAGAUAAAACUUUGGAGUCUGCAACUGGGAAUAAGCUGAAAAUCAUCCACCAUUUGUAUACUUCUCUCUCUCCUUCUCCUCCUCAUUUGCUUCAGUACUGUUUAACUAUUUUUUUGUUUUUCUUUUGUUCAGUUUGGGUCAUUGGGUGUAUAUCUGUUGACGGCUUGAUGCAUUUCAAUUGUAAAAGAAUAAUUGGGGUUUAUAUGUUUGGGCUAAUGCCACUGGGAAUAAAAAUGUAAGUGUACUUAGGGUUCUACUA